CUGACAACUUCCAAAACUAACUGACGUCGAUUUAAUUGAAGAGCUUUGGAUCCAUAGAACAACGAUCCUCAAUCUCAUUCGUAGAAUUUGGGAGGGGUUCUGUGAAGUGGCCUCGAAUUGCCAACUCCGAGUGUGCGAUUGAAUCAGAGAUCUAGAGAUCCCGAGAUCAUCCCUUGGGAAUCAUCUUACCUUUCCAGCUUUUGAUCAUUCCGAACUCCGUCGCGAGAUCUGACCCGCCAACUAUUCGAUGCCCUCUACCGUAAACGGCAGCCUAGAACCCAACUUCUGGGUGCUAGCACGUUCAAGCUGUAUAAUAUGAAAUAAGAAUGAAUUUAAUUUCUUACCCAACUCUAAUCCUCAGUCACCAUCCGCGCCAGCGCCAGCAUCAGCGUCAGCGUCAGCGUCAAAAUGUCUCUACGGCCAAGUCGUUAUCGCUCCUCCACAUCCGCCUCCACCCAGCCCGCUAUAUCUAAAGCUACCGAAGUUCUUCAGAUCCUCCUCGAUGCUAUAUCUUCUUCCCUCUCGACUAUCUCUAGCAAUGGGUACCCAAACUUCGAGCCCUUACUAGGUCAAAUACGCCAAGUUCGGCAACAUCUCUCUGCAACUGCGCCCCCAAGUUCUGUCCAAGAUGAUUUCAGGCAUCUUCGCGGCUUUCACCGGCUAUUUGACGUGCUCAGGGCUUUCUCCGGCUUUUAUAACUUGCAAAAACGAAGCGACGACGAGAAGAAAAACUUCUUCGACCUCCUCAAUGUCGUCUUUGGCGUAUUAUCUGCGGCUUUCCGUGGCCACCCGGGCAAUCGACGGUAUUUCCGCACACGAGUCGAAGAUGGCGGUUGGGAAGCUUUGGAGCAGAUAAUAGCAAGCAUUGGUCUCGGAGGAAGUGACUCAGAUCUUUGGACUAGUUGUCAGUUGUUUGGGAAACUUUUCACCUUGGCACUCAACGAUCCUGCAUUGGACCAACUAUGUUGCUCCGCCGUGCUGGACGAUACUACGCCCUGGGUCUUGAUAGCGCCGAAUGAAUCUGGUACUAGUGAAGAUAGCACGAGGAGUGAGGACCAGGAGAUCGCACGAUUAGGUGCUCAGAUGGCAUCGAUUGAAGCGGCUAUUAAAAAGACCAUUGGCCCUAAAUCGGCUUUGCACAAUUCAGAAGUCGUUCGUACGAUUGUCGAUUUCUGGGAAUCUUUACCACGCGAUAAGAAAACCCCGGAAAAUACGGCAUCGUUGCUCGUGCUCAAGAUCUUAUCGUCGAUCAUAGAGGCUUCUAACAUUAACUUAUGUCUUGUUCAUGAGACUGGUGUCUUAUCUCGGUUCCUGAAACUCGCUUUUGAUGAGGCAUCGCCCCUCAACAAUUCCGAGCGGGAAACAGUUCUGGCCCUGUGUCGAUCUCUCAUGCCCUUCGGCGUGAAUCGACUUGUGGAUGCACAGGAACUAUUACUUAGUCCCUCACUGAACUCAUCCGAUUUCUGUUUGGAGGUUAUGCACAGAUAUAGUGGCCCUCCAUUCAUACAAUUCGACCUAUCCCAACAUGGACAUUCAUCGAUCGAACUACCUAGUAUAGGCCGUCCGUUCCCCCCUCAAUCAUCCGCCGGAUACACAUUUGCUGCUUGGGUGCGGAUCGAUCAGUUUGAUCCAAGGUCGCAUACAACAAUAUUUGGUGCCUUUGACUCCACCCAAACUUGUUUUGUUCUGGCCUAUCUUGAAAAGGAUACCCACAAUUUCAUUUUACAGACAUCAGUCACGUCGCAACGACCCAGUGUCAGAUUUAGAACCUUCACCUUUAAGGAAAGGCGGUGGUAUCAUAUCACCGUGGUCCACCGACGGCCUAAGACAAUGACGCCUAGCAAGGCUUCUUUAUAUGUCAAUGGUGAAUUUGUUGAACAAAUACGUGCUUCGUAUCCCGCAUCUCCGCCAAUGUCGAGCGGCAGCACAGAAAGCUUUGCAUCUUUCACCUCGUCAAGUAACAAGUCUAUGCCGGUCCAAGCAUUUUUAGGGACCCCGAGGGAACUUUCUUCUCAUAUCGGGGCUGGGCUAAUAUCCUCAAAAUGGUCUCUUGGCACAGCUCAUCUUUUUGAUGAUGUAUUAAGCGACGACUUCCUAUCAGUACCUAGCCGACUUGGGGUUCAUUACCAAGGCAAUUUUCAAGACUGUCUCGGUGGGUUCCAAACUUAUAUGGCAUCUGCUGCUUUGGGACUUCGUAACGAUCUUGUUAGUACUGGAAAAGAAGAUUCCGAUAUCAUGAAAGUUAUUAGAGAUAAAGCAAGCCAUGUGGUACCAGAGCAUAAAAUCCUUCUUAGCGUGUUGCCGUCCUCCGUAUUUCGGGAAAAAGAGCAUUUCGGAGAAUCGCAACUCUUUCGUGCGUUGUCUCGUGGACCUGCUCACACACUUGUACAGAUGGUCCUUAAGAAUGGCACUGGCAUAGCCAUUAAUACCGCACUACCUUCGAUCAAUGAUGCACUUCUUCGCUCAAACGGCGUCGCAGUACUAACAGGAAACCCUAUUGUUUCAACGCCUCAGUUUUUUGACGAUGCCCUUUGGCAACUUGCGGGGUUUACACCCCUUGCGUUGAAGUUGAUUGAACGAGCCUCUUCGGUCGAGACACUAGUCCGUGCUGUCGAGAUGGUAUUCCUAUGCAUCAACUCGAGUUGGCGAAAUAGCGAGGCUAUGGAGAAAGAUGGAGGAUAUGCGAUAUUAGGAAUUUUAUUAAAGGCUAAACUUGGUUAUAGCGGCCCUGCAAGUGAAAGCGUUACGGACAAGCUGUCGCUUUCUGAUUCCGACAGGAAUAAGUUGUGUUUUCAGCUCCUCAGUCUUGUAUUAGGAUUUGUUGGAUACAAGCAUCGAAAUCCUCUCGACUCGGUCAUCGUAAAUCCUUUAGCAUACCGUAUUCUCCUCGUCGACUUUGAUGGCUGGAGAAAGUGUGGUCCCAUCGUCCAAGAGCUUUAUUACAGACAGUUCGUGGACUUUGCCGUGAUGAGCAAGUACCACCAGUACAAUAAUCGCAGGUUACUUCGAAUGCGAAUUGUAAAGAGACUCCUUGACGCCGUCAAAUCCGAACCCCUAUCAGAAAACGUAUUACCUUUUUUCAUAAGCACCGUCAAGAGCCUCGUGAAGUGCAACUAUAAUACAGAAGUGCACCAAUCACUUGCCCUCUUUAUUACUUAUUCUUUUCAUCCUCCGUCGAGAUCUCUCCCGCGUACCCCGAAAACCUCAACUCGACGGGCCUCGCAUAACGUUGCACUUCGGCCAUUAGUCCUUACGAAUGGAACAGAUGGCGAUGACGCGCGGUCGCUUACGAAGCGAGAAGUCGGCAUCCGCCUAUUAGAUGUGUACAGCCAGCUCCUAUGCGAAAAGGGGAAUUUAGUAAUCAUUCGAAAGUUUGCUAAAACUGUAACAAAUAAGUGGCUUUUGUAUCUCCUCACAGAAAACGAUCCGGAAAUUGUAGUAUAUGGCUGCAAGAUACUCGCUAGACUUUUAGUCACCCACGGCACCGCCUACACUAACAAAUUCGCCGGGAAAACCGGUGGGUUCUGCAUUAUGGCCCACCGUCUCAAGCGAUGGUGGGAUAUGUCGACUCUUUGGCCCAUCUGCUUCAGCAUUCUCUUCGGAUACGACGUAGCGGAAAUAGACUUCGAGAAGAACUUCGACUUCUUUAGCAUGUUGGAAACGUUUGGGAAAUGCAAAAUUGUCAAUCCAGAUGCAUUACCUAUCAUUACGGCUAUGAUUCAACAUGCGUUGAAAGACAUACUCAAGGACCAAGAGGAUCCUGCUUCUCCUCCCUUGGGUGAUUUAAACCCGACGGAACCUAAAGUACCUAGGCCCGAACCAGGUCUCAGGGCACGAGCAAGAUCAAUGUCGCUUAAAAAAGAGCUUGAAACUCGCCAAGCGUCCCAGCCGCGAGUUGAACGGAAUGCUGGCAACGCUGCUGUUCUUCAGACCGUCAUUAGAUUCAUGGCUGAUCUUCAUGCUCGAUCUGCUGACUUCCGAGACUUUGCUCUGACUUCCGAUUACGUAAGGUUGCUUUUGUCAACGCUUUAUCCGGCUAUUGUAAGCGCAGAUCCGGUAAAUCCAGAGACAGAGCUUAACUCUAGGGAUUCGAUGCUCACUUUCGAGGGCGGAGAUGUUAUAAUUCGUCCUGUCGGCGGGACUUCAAGUGCUGCCCCAGUAAUUAGAACUUCUGCUACGACUGAUAAGCCAUCACCACCCCAUGGAACCACUCACCGAGGAACCCAACUACGGAAGGCUUCAUCCUUCGUCCUUUUGACUUCCCAGAAGUCAUCUCAGCCUAGCCCGAGCCGUCUCGUACAUGUAGUACCCCCGAGGAAGAACGCUUCUGAUCAGAAUGUUGGCCAUGGGUUAGUCGAAGGUAUUCUUGAACUCAUUAUCAAUGUCUUCAUAGACCAGUUACUGGUGCGAAAAGAAUUUCCCGGGUUUGGUCUAUUCUUGAAGGUACCUCCUGGAUUCCAAGAGCACCAAGCAUAUUUCGAAUCAUACGUGCUUAAAAGUACCAUCGUUCACAUGUCUACAUCCAUUAAGCUUGAUUGGAAGACUUUAAACGAGCCGAAGGUACUUACAAAUAUGGCUCGAUUUAGUCUUCAUAUGGUCGAGGCAAUUUUUGAGGGGUGGUUCAUGAAUGGUACGGAAUCAAUGUUGGAUUUUGCUGGGCUCUUAUUGGAAUACCUCCAAAAGCCAGAAGUCGCAAAAAUGAAAACCGUAAGGCUGUGUAGCCAAGCAGUGUCGACCAUUCGAGGCUCAUUUCUGAAGCUCGUUCUCUUGAGACUUUCGGAAAUGGAUGAUCCACAGACGACUGAGCUAGAAGCCAAUUUCUCGAUGGAAAAGAUUCUAUACUGGCAGACAGCUGUAUUCGAGUCGCUGUCUCCCGAUGAUGAUUAUAUGAAGCUGUUUUGGUAUCAACUCUACACCAAGUUAGUUGAUGUGAGGCCAGCUGUACGCCUCGCCGCUGUUAAUCUGUGGCGGAUCAUGCUCGUUCAGAAGCCCGCAGAAUGCUUGUCAUUGUUUCGAUUAUUCAUGACUUCAGAUCAAACCUCGCUUGCAAUGGACUUCCAGAAGUUAACGGAACUCGAUACCGACACCUUCAUUGUGUGGGUGGAUGAACAUCGACCUUCACUUGACGCGUUGUUCUAUGGCGGCAUUUCUCGGACUUGGGAAGAAUUUGUUGCCGUUGAAAACCGAGGUACAUUAGAAACAGCCAAAUCGCGACUGACAAAGCGAAAAGAAAUUCUCAAACGGUGGCAUUCAGAGAUGAUCGAGCGAGACAAUAUCCUACUGCGUCAUGAUAUGGCCAAUUCCGCCUGGAUGAAGUCUAUCUAUGCUUCCGAGCAUUUCAAGCAUCAGCGCUUAAUGCAAGACCAACAAGACGAUGUCACUUUCUUUUCAUCUUCAUUCUUGAAGAUGAAAAGAGACCUUGACCGGCCGGGAGCAGUACUAUACGAGCCCAAACCUAUAAAAUGGAAACUUGAUAGAACUGAAGGCCGCAAUCGUAUGCGCCUAAGGCUUCUGCCAGACCUCACUACCGACCAUGACCAGUACCAACCAAAACGAAGGACAGUAGAUCCACCCUCAGCACCCGCCCCCAAACCGGACAUGAUUGUUUCUCCCGCACCAAUAAAACCUACGCCACCAUCUAUACCCCACGGACAGAUAAGCAGCCAUGGUGAAGGCGCCGAGGAUGAUCCGGACAGUCCGCCCAGUGACGCACAGACUGGCACUGAAUCUGCAAAGUCCGGUAUCCCCGAGGACGAUUUUGAGAUGGUUGAUGAUCCUUAUGAUAAAGCCGACGAUGGAUUUGAAGAUAAAAAUCGGAGGGUGAUGAGACGUCUACAGACAGGCGACGCCGUGCAGCAAGUUUACAAUGUUUCCCGCGUUAUUGGUCUCGAGGCGUUCGAGGGUAUUCUUCUAGUCGGGAAGGAUGCUCUUUACAUAAUGGACAAUUUCUUUCAGUGUGCGGAUGGAGAAAUUGUGAACGUCUGGGAGGCUCCAACCGAGGAACGCGAUCCAUUCUCUCAAAUCAUUACUGGGGAGAAGUCAAGCGAAAGCCGCCAAGCCACAAGUCGUAGUGCUCAAGACUCUCGUAGCUGGAAGUGGCAAGACGUUAUAAGUAUAUCGAAACGACGAUUCUUGUUCCGCGAUGUUGCCAUUGAAAUCUUCUUCACCGAUGGCCGGAGUUACCUCUUAACUGCUAGAAACUCCACGAUGAGAGACGAGGUUUUCGCUAGACUCAGUAAUAAGACUCCGCAUACCGCAGGAGCCAGCUCGUUACCCAACCCCGAAGAUGCAUGGCGUUUGGAAUCACUAAAGGUUUUCGAAGAAUCUACUCCAACUUUCGGGUCCAAGUUCGGUAGUAUUUUCAAUUCGUCUCCAUGGAAUCCUCUUAUGCGACGAUGGCAAAGAGGCGAGAUUUCUAACUUCCACUAUCUGAUGCUUGUCAACACAAUGGCAGGUCGCACGUUCAAUGACUUGACGCAGUAUCCAGUGUUUCCAUGGGUAUUGGCAGACUAUACUAGCGAAGAGUUGGACUUGACUAACCCUGCCACAUUCCGCGAUUUAUCAAAGCCCAUGGGUGCGCAAACUGCAAGGCGUCAGUCCGACUAUCAAUCUAGAUAUACCAGUCUAGCUGAGAUUGGCGAGACACCCUUCCAUUACGGAACACAUUACUCAUCUGCCAUGAUUGUCGCAUCGUACCUAAUCCGAUUGCCUCCUUUUGUGCAAUCCUUUAUCCUCCUACAAGGUGGUUCUUUCGACCACGCAGACAGGCUUUUCUUUUCGAUUGAAGGAUCGUGGAAAUCAGCAUCCCAGGAUAAUGGGUCUGAUGUACGGGAACUAAUACCGGAGUUCUUCUAUCUCCCAGACUUUUUGACAAAUGUUAAUGGGUACAAUUUUGGUGACCGUCAAGGGUCUGCAGGGAGGGUGAAUCAUGUCGAAUUGCCACCAUGGGCUAAAGGAGACCCGAAAAUAUUUGUCGCAAAACAUCGUGAGGCGCUAGAGAGUCCUUAUGUUAGCCAACAUCUUCAUCUAUGGGUUGAUCUGAUAUUCGGCAAUAAACAGCGAGGAGAGGCUGCUGUGGAGAACUUGAACGUGUUCCAUUAUCUUUCGUACUACGGUGCUAAAGAUCUCGACAAUAUCACAGAUUCAAAUGAACGCCACGCCACCACUAGCAUCAUCCACAAUUUCGGUCAGACACCCCAUCAAGUCUUCACUAAACCCCAUCCAGCUCGGGAGAGUUUCGCAUAUCCGGCAAGAAGGUUAGAUACAGGUAGUCAAUCUCUUGCGAGAAUACCUCAUCCUCUGCUCGAAAGUCGCGAGCGUGUAUCCUCACUCGUCUAUUCACCGAGACAGGAUCGUAUGCUUUGCUCAUCCCCAUUCCGUCUCAAUCUACCCCCUCUCUUUGAUAAGUGCCUUGAAUGGGGCUAUGCGGAUAACAGCCUACGUUUCUUUUACACGGAAAACCGGAAGAGCGCAGGUGUUAGCGAAAACUUGCACAUUGGCCAAAUAUCUUGCGUCGUCGUCGCGGAUUCCAAAACAUUGAUUACCGCCGGUGAGGAUUGUGUCGUGUCUGUAUUUACUAUACACACCGCAUCUGGAAAGUUCGUCGAAUUGCAACAUCGUUCCUCACUCUUCGGUCACAAGACCCCCGUCACGACAAUCGCCGUGUCCAAAGCUUUUAGCACGCUAGUGACAGUCUCUGGCGACGGACAUGCAUUCCUCUGGGAUCUAAACCGGCUCGAAUUUGUGCGCAAGUUACCGAGCACACGAGCAGUGGAGUGCGCACGCAUCAACGACGUGUCGGGCGAGAUUAUGUUAUGUUCGGGGCCCAACGUGGCCCUAUACACGAUCAACGGCGACCUGAUGCUUGACCAGAACGUGUGUGCCGAACACGACGACUACGUCUACUCAUGCGCCUUCUACGAGGGUUCCGGAAAUGAGUGGCUGGAGAACUACCUUGUCUUCACGGGGCAUAGGAGGGGCAGGGUGAAUAUCUGGAAGAGGGUCGUUAAGGAUGGGAAGUGGAUAUUAGAACUGGUAAGGCGGCUGGAUCACAUCGACACAAGGAGUGAUACAGGCGCGAAUACAGAGGCCGCGAUCACGUGUAUUACGCCAAUGCCACAGUUGGUGUAUACGGGGGAUGAUGAUGGAAGAGUGUACGAGUGGAAUUUAAUCCAAAGGGAGAGAUAGAGUUUCGACCGCGACACAAAAAGGCCGUCUUCAGCUCUAUCGUUCUGGAAUAUGCGGGCAAGAAGUUCUUGCUCGUAGACUAGCAUGGCGUUUUGCCGUUCAAGAUUCGAUUUCACAUUCUAGGAGAAAGGGGAGGAGUGCCUCGACGACAUGAUAUGACAUACGGGAAGGGAGGGAGGUUUCUAUCACUUGCGUAACAACUAUCUUAGGUGUGCUGUGCGGCUUUGGUUUUUGGUUUCUAGGAUAGACGACCUGCUUAGAUUAGGACCGGAGACAGGAGUCUACGUGCGGAGUGUGGCGCUGGCCGUGCAGACAGAUUAUGAAAAAGCAAAAGCAAAAGCAAAAGCAAACAGACAAAUAUACGAAUGAAUGAAACGGCUGA
Molecule: messenger RNA, 8569 nt
Organism: Annulohypoxylon maeteangense
Lineage: Eukaryota; Fungi; Ascomycota; Sordariomycetes; Xylariales; Hypoxylaceae
Product: beach-domain-containing protein
Exons: 5
Coding region: 409-8187 (2592 amino acids)
Molecular function (GO): protein binding
Source: RefSeq, a predicted model, not a curated record